AUGGCUCUAGUGUCGUUGCAAGCUUGCCAAAAAAGAACGUUACGAGCGCUGAUUGUUACAACGCAAAAAAAGGGUAAUUGCCUGCUUCAAUCCUUUGAUGCCUUUGAUAAAAAUCUUGCAUCGAUUGCCAAUACUGAGAUAUUUCGAUCGACAUUGAUAUGCUUGUCUCAAUCUGAUGAAGAUGAACUUCCUUGUGGACUUGAUAAAAGAACAUUGAAAAGAGCCAGGGGUAAGCUUAAUCUUGGCACAAUAAACUUGCCAAUAUUACGUUGUCUUUGUAAACUGAAGAUUAAAAAUAAUGCAUCAGAAUCAGAUUCAGACAACGAUGGAGUUGAUUUGAAUUCUGUUAACUGUGAUGGUGUAGCAAAUCCUGAUCCAUCUAAAAAAAUUGAUUAUACAAUAAAAAUCACCCGUGGUUUCGUUGAUGUUAAUGAAAAUCCCGGUGAAAUAAAUUCUUAUAUAUUCAUUCCUAAAAUUGAUGAUUAUUACGGAAAUUAUACAUCAAAAAUUAUCAAAAAAAUGGAAAAAGAUGAUUGUUUGUAUUUUAAAAGUGGAACAAUGGAAUAUGGUGAUUCAAAGUAUCUUAUAAAUAUUAGAAAAGAUAAAAGCGUAGAACAGAUUUGUGAUGAAUUUGAUGAAGGUACGGAUCAAUAUAAUUUUUUAAAAAUUAUAAAAUACGUUUUAGCAGGUGGUAAUGAUUGUCCAAUUGAAAAAGAUACAGUAUGUAGUAUGAAGAAAGAUUAUGAUCCAAUGACAAUAUCGGUUAAUGAUCCAUGGGCAUGUGGCGAAACGAGUGUUGUAAUCGAUCUACGAGACAAACCGGACACAGAAAAUUCUGGUAUUUUAGGAGAAUGGAUUUGGGAAGUUGAAGGUGAUUGUGUGGAACAAUCCAAAAACUAAACGUUUCAGUUGAAUAUUAUAUUAUUUUAGUUUACAUUAUAUAAUAUUGUAUCCAUGUAUUUUUAAUGAAAUACGUAACCACUUUUUUAGCCUUCAA
Molecule: messenger RNA, 997 nt
Organism: Aphidius gifuensis
Lineage: Eukaryota; Metazoa; Arthropoda; Insecta; Hymenoptera; Braconidae
Exons: 6
Coding region: 1-900 (299 amino acids)
Source: RefSeq, a predicted model, not a curated record